Arabis nemorensis is the source of this 384-nucleotide messenger RNA. NCBI's taxonomy places the organism in Eukaryota, Viridiplantae, Streptophyta, Magnoliopsida, Brassicales, Brassicaceae. The record is from the annotation of a GenBank genome assembly.
AUGAAUUUGACGGCAAAUUCUGCAAGGCCAAACCCACAAGGAUCAUUUCAUUACGGUACAAUACCGAUAAACCGAACUCUAGUCCUAGCCAAUGCGGCUACGAUGAUCUACGGGAAGCUUCGGUACACGGUAAACCGAAUUUCGUACAUCAACCCAAUAACACCAUUAAAACUCGCCGAUUGGUAUAACAUAUCCGGUGUAUUCGAUUUGAAGACAAUCAUUAGCACUCCUACAAUCGGACCAGCUCAUUUUGGUACAUCGGUUUUCGACAUUGAGCUCCAUGAGUUCGUCGAAAUCGUUUUCCAAAACGACGAGAGAUCGAUUCUGUCUUGGCAUAUGGAUGGUACUAGCGCCUAUCCUGUCGGAUAUGGGUCAGGGACAUAG